Knipowitschia caucasica is the source of this 402-nucleotide messenger RNA. The record is from the annotation of a GenBank genome assembly. NCBI's taxonomy places the organism in Eukaryota, Metazoa, Chordata, Actinopteri, Gobiiformes, Gobiidae.
AUGGCCUCCGUGUCCGAACUUGCCUGCAUUUACUCUGCUUUGAUCCUCCACGACGAUGAAGUUACCGUCACCGAGGACAAGCUGAAUGCACUGAUCAAGGCUGCCGGUGUCACCGUGGAGCCAUUCUGGCCAAGUCUCUUUGCCAAGGCCCUGUCCAGCGUGGACAUGGGCAGCCUGAUCUGUAACGUUGGUGCAGGAGGAGGUGCUGCUCCCGCUGGGGCCCCAGCUGCUGGAGGAGCUGCUACUGGCGAUGCACCAGCUAAAGAGGAAGAAAAGAAGGAAGAGAAGAAAGAAGAGUCUGAAGAAUCUGAUGACGACAUGGGUUUUGAUGAGUGUUGCAUGAGAAGUGAUUACCACCACCGCCUCCUGUUGAUGCUAAGGAAGUGGAAGGGAUUGGCUUAA